Gilbertella persicaria is the source of this 1529-nucleotide messenger RNA. RefSeq lists its product as uncharacterized. The transcript is spliced from 2 exons. The coding region runs from base 159 to 1484 and encodes 441 amino acids. Gene Ontology annotation, molecular function: protein binding. The record is from RefSeq and is a predicted model, not a curated record. NCBI's taxonomy places the organism in Eukaryota, Fungi, Mucoromycota, Mucoromycetes, Mucorales, Choanephoraceae.
UGAACAUGAUUACCUUUGACCUUGUUAAGCAACCAGUCUGUGUUCUUUUUAUGUUCAUGCUUGGCUUGAAAAUGCGUUCCUGGCUUUUUUAUGGACUCCGAAAUUAAAGACAAACGAUAGCGCGUAAUAAGUCUGUUUUUCUUUCUCUCUUUAUAACUAUGUGGGAGUCUAACCCUGCCUUUCAAGAAGAAAUCGAAAAGAUACCCGAGGAGCUUCGACUUAUUCACUGCGCGAACAUACUUGAAAGUUCUCCUGGCUUUGCCGACAACACCGAAGCUCUCAACUACCUCCGUUCCAGAGCCUCAGCCAACGGCGAUACAGAAGCCAAGACUAAACUCAGCAUCUUGUUUGGUUCAGAAAACAAACUGCCUCAUCUGACAUCUAACCCAGCUGAAGCAAGUUUUUGGUCCCGUAGUAUCUUUGACAAACAACUCUCACAUGCGCUUCAGUUAUGUGCACCUACUUUAAGAACCACAGACGAGUUGAGCACACUGGAUUUUAUAAAGACCAUGACAGAGAGCAAUGACCGAGAAUCACAAGAAAUUCAUCUAUGUUAUUUAGCUGGACUGUUGUAUACGAAGGGUAUUGGUUUCAGUCAAGAUCUGGAUCGAGGUAUUCAUAUGUUGAAACAUGCAGCGGGUCAAGGUCGAUUUGCAGAAGCUGGAUGCGAGUUGGGCAGAAUCUACGGUGAUCGAUACAAGUAUUCAUUAAACCAACCUGCUGAAGCUAUGCACUGGUUUCAUCGUGCGUUUGAAUGUGGAUCCACACAAGCAGUAGUCGACUUGGCCUAUGGGUUUUUUGAGGGAUCUGAAGAUGUACCUAAAGACGACGAAAAAGCCAUGCGAUAUGCUAAAGAUGGUGCUUUAUUAAAUGACAAGUAUUGUCAAUAUAUUGUGGGCCAUCUAUAUCUAAAAGGCAGAGGUGUAGAGAAAGACGCACAAGAGGCUGUCAAAUGGUUACAUGCAUCAGCUCAACAAGGAUUCGCUGUUGCUUUAGAAGAAGAAGCCAUGGUCUACAUGUACGGAGAUGGCAAUGUGAAGCAAGAUUAUGAAAAAGCAUAUCAAUGUUGUAUGCAGCCUACAGCGGCCAGUAUACCCUUUUGUCAAGCCAGAUUGGGUGACAUGUAUAGAAAUAGUUGGGGUGUCACUCAAGAUUAUCAUAAAGCAUUUGGCUAUUAUCAGAAUGCAGCCAGUCAAGCAGACGCACCAUUUCCUUAUGCACAACACAUGUUGGGAGAAAUGUUUCUUUAUGGUGAAGGUGUGCCCCAAGAUAUGGCAGUGGCUAAAGAAUGGUUUCAAAUUGCAUCUACACAAGGUUAUGAACCAUCACAGAUUAAACUUCAGCAUAUUGAGGCAUUAGAGAGCAGUUCUGUACUUCAACAAAAAAGACAACAAGAAGAAAAGACGACUACAUCAGAGCCUGUACAAGAAAAAAGAUCAAGUCGAUGGUCGUUAAAUUUUUUCAACAACAAUAAAAAGAAAUAGAGAAAAAGUUCAAUGCCAACGGGCUUGUUAACAAUUGAUAGCAUA